ACCGCCCCUCCCCGUUGGCACCGGGGCCCUCCCCGGCCGCCAGUGGCGGCGCUCUGGCCCCGAGUCGCCCGCCCCGCUCUAUGGUGUGGUGGGCGGCCACCGCGGGGAUGACGCGGGCGGGCGGGCAGGCGGGAGAGAGGGAGGAGCCCGUGAUGGCCGGUGCCGCCGCUGUCGUCCUGUCCUUCGCUGCCCCACCGGCCACCGCCGACCCACCGCUGACAGCUCCCGGCCGCCGCGCCGCCGCCAUGGCCGAGGAGGAGACCUCCAGCGAAGGGUUAGGAUGGUUAUUCAGCUGGCUUCCUGCCUGGUGUCCCACAUCACUGCUACACCUUAAAGAGGCCGAGAACAAAAUGCUAAAAUGUAUUGCAAGCACAUACAAUAAACGAUAUGUGUAUAUAUCUAAUGGAAAUAAAAUAUGGACACUGACAUUCUCUCCAGAUGUUUCACAUAAAACUCCACUUGUUCUCCUGCAUGGGUUUGGAGGAGGUGUUGGACUCUGGGCUCUCAAUUUUGAAGAUCUCUGUGAGAACAGGACCGUUCAUGCUUUUGACCUCUUGGGAUUUGGACAUAGCAGUAGACCACAGUUUCACACUGAUGCUCGGGAAGCAGAGAACCAGUUUGUGGAAUCCAUAGAAGAAUGGAGAAAGGCGAUGGAGAUAGAAAAAAUGAUUUUACUUGGACACAACCUAGGUGGAUUCCUGGCUGCUGCUUACUCAUUAAAAUACCCAUCAAGGGUCAAACAUCUUAUCUUAGUGGAGCCGUGGGGUUUUCCAGAGAGGCCUGACAAUGCUGAACACGAGAGACCGAUUCCAAUCUGGAUCAAGGCACUAGGAGCUAUACUGAGUCCAUUUAACCCAUUAGCUGGUCUGAGGAUAGCAGGACCCUUUGGAUUAAGCCUUGUUCAACGUUUAAGACCAGAUUUCAAGCGAAAAUAUUCAUCAAUGUUUGAUGAUAACACUGUGGCUGAGUACAUCUAUCACUGCAAUGUACAGUCCCCUAGUGGUGAAACAGCUUUUAAGAACAUGACAAUUCCUUACGGAUGGGCAAAAAGACCGAUGCUGCAAAGGAUUUCACAGCUGGAUCAAGACAUUCCUAUCACUGUGGUCUAUGGAGCACGUUCGUGUAUAGAUGGGAAUUCUGGCAGUACUAUCCAGUCCCUGAGACCAAAUUCAUAUGUGAAGACAAUAGCUAUCCUUGGUGCAGGUCAUUACGUGUAUGCUGAUCAACCUGAAGACUUCAAUGAGAGAGUGAAAGAUAUCUGUGACUCCGUGGACUGACUGUCUUCUGUUCUUCAGAAAGUCAUACCAUAGGUAGCAUUGAAUAGCAAUACUCUCUAGGAAAUCACUAAAGAACAUGAAGCUAAUGGAAAAGGCUCUGUUUGCACACUGUUUCUUCUAAGAAGCCAUUUGCACACUUUAAACCACUGAGUGCCUUUUUUGGGGAGGGUAUAGGGAGAUUUGAGGCAAGCUUUGUACAGCUUUGUUUGAGAUUGGUCUGUAGAUUAUUGACCUGUCAUAUAUGAAAUUACAUGUAACUUUUAAAACUGGAAUUUUCUUCAAAAUUUGACUGAAUUUUGCACAUGCUGAACUCUCUAAAAAUGCUGAAUUCUCCACUAAGACAGAACACUGUACCGAUAUAGAUACAAUAUAUAAAUGCAAUUUGGUUUCUUUAUAGAGAUUUGUACUUUCUAGUUGAUGUUUCAUAGCAAGAGUAUGAAAUCGCUUCUACAUUUUAAAUAUUUUUGGAAUUCAGAACUCUGUAUACAGAGGAUGUGUUUUUAUUUUUUAUUAAUUGGAGUGAUAACAGCUUAUGAAGCUGAUUUUGGGAGAGGGACAGGUUGAAAAUGAUGAGCAGUGUCUAUCACUGAAAGUUGUGUGCUAGUUUGUAAAGGAACUGGGGUUCCAGGUUAGGAAGUCUGGUGGAUUUUCUUUCCAUUUAUCUCAAGACAUCUUUUUUCAUCUGUGCAGUUUUUACAGAAGGCUCCGUUUGUAAGAGUUAAUGAUGUCACCAGCACUCAUGCUUCCAUAAAUAUUUUUAUAUGUAGAUUUGAGUGAUUUAAAAUAGAGAAGAUGGCUUGUUAGUUGCUUCAUCUAUUUUUAACGCUUUACUGCAAGAUUUGUUACUAGCCUAAACCUAACAAUUAUAUGUAAGUUGGCAAGAUUUUGACUAGGGCUAGGGAAUGGCAUCUGGAGAGUGAGCAUAAUUCCCUUUUUCUUCAGCUAGAGAACCUAGUCCACUUCUUAGUAAAUUCAGGGCAGAGAAGAGGCAGACGGAGAAUACUGAUAUUCUCUAACUGAGAGCUACAAUAGGUUAAUAUAUUUUAAUAAACAUGCAGCCUCCUUAUAGGAAGGAUUAUUACUGAAAUGAACAAUGCCACUCUAAUGGAUUAUUAUUAUUAUAAUUAUACAUUUUGGAGAUUCUUUAUAUAAUUAUAUAUUUUAAUUUAGUAUUUCAGUAUCAGCGAUAAUCCGAUCUCUGCAUCUUCUUGAAAUUGUAGGGUGAUGCUAGUUCUUCACAUGCUUAGUAAAUUAUAUUAAGCAAAAUACUUUGUCACUUUAAAGCCAAAUUAUGUGGUCAUUUGUUUUUUUAACAAGUUUACAUAAAACUGUUGAUUUGCUUUUGAAUAUUAAAUUGACUACUGAAGAGUUCUUAAUACUUUUACAAGACAAGUUGAAUUAAUGACAGCACCAUCUUAAAGCUUUGGGGGAAUUCUGUGUGUUUUUUUCUCAAAUUAGUAAAUUGUUGCACAUAUUGAUGAUGUGGAAGGUAAAGAUAACUGAAAUACGCAGGAAUUACUCUGAUGGUGUUCCCAGCCAAACAUAAUCUCUCUAUUUCUGAAGGAGUUAUUUAUCUAUAUGGUGCUAUGUAAACAUCAAAUAGUCUUUGUGAUUGCCUUUACUGGUAGCACUUAAUACAUAACAAGCUAAGGAUUUUAAUUAAAAUUGAAUUAAGUUACUUUUUCACUUAGCAGAUGACCAAAUUUUAAACAAAACUUUGGGAAAUUUUCUGAAAUCUUGAGUUCAAACUGGAAAAUCAGAAUAGCGAUUCUGUUUUUUAAUAUAAGCUAUAAAUUGUCAGUCACGACACCAUUUAGAUGGAUGCCUUCUGUAUGUAUUUUUUCACCCUUUUCAGUGUCUAAUUUGUGUUUAUCAACUUUGGCCAUUCUUUCAAUUUUUUGUAAAAACCAAAUGCAGAAAUAUAUUUUGUAGUGUCCUCCAAAUAUGAAAAGGUCAAACAAACUAUUGGUAUUUUCAGAUAGCACUUACUGAUGGGAACUCUAGAUUCCACAUCAAAAGACAGAAGGAGGGAUAAAAAUUGUACACUGAAUGUGAAUAUUGUUUUAAAUAUCCCUUGCUUUUUCAGCUUAUUGUAUUAAUAAGAUUUAUUGCUUAAGUUUUGCACAAAAAAAAAUAAAUAUUAUAUUUGAGUAAUAUUAAGACGUGUUACUUUUGUAAAAAUUGGGUGUAACUAAGCCCUGAGAAUCAAGAGUAAUUAAGUUGAGCUGAACUAUCCAAAAUACAUUAAAAUUACAGCAGUACUUGUUUGCAAGUGUCUCAAGGUCUUUAGCUUUUCUUGUGUUUAGCUGAAAGUGGAAAGCAUUUGCUAACAAGUAGCUGCAAGCUCAGAAUGCUGGUUUUAUAUAGAAAGAAAGUGUUUGUUAGUUAUCUUCCAGGCAGUGUUAGAUACUCCUGUGAAGGUCAAGAUGGAAUUCUGAAUAUCCCAUUGUGUGCAACAUAACCCAAAAGUUACUUUAAUAAACAUCCUAAGAGGUGUCUAACAGCAAAUGAAAAGCUGAUACUGAAAAGCCUUGGGAGCUAGAACUUUUGUGAACAACUGUUGCUGUCUAGGAAUAAGCUCAGUUUCUGCAGAAGUUCUGUCACAGUGUGAUGACCUGUUCCUUAAAUGUGCUGUGGUGAGCACUGAACACUGAUGGUGCUAUUUUUAUUACUGUGCUACAAAAUAAGGCAAGAGUCACAGGCACAAAGGCACCCAAAGAGCUAUCCUGUAGCAUCAAAGUGAAGACAGUACCAGAGGCUAAGCCAUAACAAAAAGAAGCCAAAAUAUUAAUAAAAAUCCAUGAUUAGCAGUCUGAGUCUUCAGGACAUGCUCUUCUUCCUGCAGUUGUUGUGAUAAAAUUUUAUUAAAGUAACUUAGUAAUAUUUUAUUUGCGUGGCUGAGUUCAUCGUGUUACUUAUUGAACCCUGCUAGAUUAGAUUUUAGUUCUGAAAAACUGAUUUUCAGGGAAGUAACUUAUUGAUAAGAUUCUAUAAUAAAACAUUCACAACCAUCACAA
Messenger RNA from Calypte anna (Anna's hummingbird), 4294 nucleotides. RefSeq names its product abhydrolase domain containing 5 (gene ABHD5). The coding region runs from base 81 to 1277 and encodes 398 amino acids. Gene Ontology annotation, biological process: negative regulation of triglyceride storage; positive regulation of triglyceride catabolic process. The record is from RefSeq and is a predicted model, not a curated record. Gene Ontology annotation, cellular component: lipid droplet. The transcript has 7 exons. NCBI's taxonomy places the organism in Eukaryota, Metazoa, Chordata, Aves, Apodiformes, Trochilidae.